AUGGCGGCCGGCGUGGCAACGUGGCUGCCGUUUGCGCGGGCUGCGGCGGUGGGAUGGCUGCCGUUGGCCAAGAAGACGAUGCCCAAACCUCCCGUGGACAAGUCGUCCAAAUCCGAUGAGAUCCUGUACGUCAACGUCAGCGGGGUCCGGUUUCAGACAUGGAAGAACACUUUGGACCGUUAUCCAGAGACGCUGCUGGGUUCUUCAGAGAAGGAGUUUUUCUACAACGAGGACACACAGGAGUACUUCUUCGACCGAGACCCCGAAAUGUUCCGGCACAUUCUGAACUUUUACCGCACGGGGAAGCUCCACUACCCGAGAAACGAGUGCAUCCAGGCCUUUGACGAGGAGCUGGCCUUCUACGGCAUCGUGCCGGAGAUCAUCGGAGACUGCUGCAUGGAGGAAUACAGAGACAGGAAGAAGGAGAACCAGGAGCGUCUGGCGGAGGACACGGAGGCCAACGAGGGCCUGGACGCCCCCCUGCCCCCCGACAGCAGCUCCAGGGAGCGUCUGUGGCGGGCCUUCGAGAACCCCCACACCUCCACCAUGGCACUGGUCUUCUACUACGUCACCGGCUUCUUCAUCGCCGUCUCCGUCAUCGCCAACGUGGUGGAGACGGUGCCCUGCCGGCCGCCUAAAGGCAGCGUCAAAGACCUGCCCUGCGGGGAGAAAUACCAGCUGGCCUUCUUCUGCAUGGACACGGCCUGCGUGCUCAUCUUCACCUUCGAGUACCUGAUGCGCCUCUUCGCCGCGCCGAGCCGCUGCAAGUUCAUGCGCUCGGUGAUGUCGGUGAUCGACGUGGUGGCCAUCAUGCCGUACUACAUCGGGCUGGUGAUGCCGGAGAACGAGGACGUGAGCGGCGCCUUCGUCACGCUGCGAGUCUUCCGCGUCUUCCGGAUCUUCAAGUUCUCGCGUCACUCUCAGGGUCUGAGGAUUUUGGGCUACACGCUGAAGAGCUGCGCCUCCGAGCUGGGCUUCCUGCUCUUCUCCCUCACCAUGGCCAUCAUCAUCUUCGCCACCGUCAUGUUCUACGCCGAGAAGGGCACCAAAGAAUCCACCUUCACCUCCAUCCCGGCCUCCUUCUGGUACACCAUCGUCACCAUGACGACACUCGGGUACGGCGACAUGGUUCCCAACACCAUCGCUGGGAAGAUCUUCGGCUCCAUCUGCUCCCUCAGCGGCGUUCUGGUGAUCGCUCUGCCGGUACCCGUCAUAGUGUCCAACUUCAGCCGGAUCUACCACCAGAACCAGAGAGCGGACAAGAUGAGAGCGCAGCAGAAAGUGCGCAUGGCUCGGAUCCGCAUGGCGAAGAAAGGAGCAGCCAACGCCUUCCUCCAGUACAAAGAAGACCGAAACCUCGGGGACCGAGACAGUGACAGCACGGCUCUGUGUGUGAAGAACAGAUCAGCGUUCGAGCAUCAACACAACCACCUUCUUCACUGUCUGGAGAAGACGACGAACCACGAGUUCACCAACGAGAUGAACUACAGCGAGCUGUGUAUGACGGAGUCGGUGGGCUACAGGACCAGUCGCAGCACUUCCCUGUCCAGCCAGCAGGGGGCGCAGAACAACUCCACCGGCUGCUGCCCCCGCCGGGCCAGGAGGAGAGCCGCCAUGCGCCUGGCCAACUCCACGGUGUCCGUCAGCCGGGGGAGCGUCCAGGAGCUGGACACCCUGCACAUCAAGUCCACCUCCAUAACUCCACAAACUCGUUCCAGUCUGAACGCCCAGAUGAGUGACCUGAAGCUGAACUGCGGGGAUCAAGAUUUCACCGCCGCCAUCAUCAGCAUUCCAACGCCGCCUGCCAACACGCCCGACGAGAGCCUGCCGCCAUCGCACGCCCCCAUCCCCGGCAUCCUGCGCAACAGCCAGGCCACCGCCUACACCCACGACACCUUCAAAAUCUCCUCCUUAUAA
Molecule: messenger RNA, 1917 nt
Organism: Anoplopoma fimbria (sablefish)
Lineage: Eukaryota; Metazoa; Chordata; Actinopteri; Perciformes; Anoplopomatidae
Gene: kcnd1
Product: potassium voltage-gated channel, Shal-related subfamily, member 1
Exons: 8
Coding region: 1-1917 (638 amino acids)
Biological process (GO): protein homooligomerization; potassium ion transmembrane transport
Cellular component (GO): voltage-gated potassium channel complex; membrane
Molecular function (GO): A-type (transient outward) potassium channel activity; protein binding
Source: RefSeq, a predicted model, not a curated record